Messenger RNA from Lactuca virosa, 1259 nucleotides. NCBI's taxonomy places the organism in Eukaryota, Viridiplantae, Streptophyta, Magnoliopsida, Asterales, Asteraceae. The record is from the annotation of a GenBank genome assembly.
AUGUUUUGGAUUCUCAAGGCAAGCCAUCAGGCAAAUGAGCCCAUCUGCACCUUCAUAUGCUAUAUAUUUCCCAGGUAUCAGAGUAGUUCAAGCAGUUUCAAAGACUUUAGAAUUUUCAAGCUUUUAAAACUCUUGCCUGCCAAGUAUUUGCUAAAAUGCUUGAAUGAAAGACUUGAUUGUAUCUGUUCGUUCCUUGCUUCCGGUUCAGCCCCUUAUGGAUGCAUAGUUUCGACAGAUGAUGCAUCAAAGGUAGAAGAAGUUGUUGGAAAAAGUUUCUGAAGAAGUUGAUGCAACAACAGGAGAAGUAAUUGAUCAUAUUAAGAGGGGAAAAGAAAAGAUUGGAAGAGUAGUAGUUCCAGUUUCUUCAAAUCCUACUCAACAAGAGGUUUUAUUAUGGUUGAAGAAUCUGAAUUUUAUUCUCUGUUAAGGAGAAUACCAUUCUCACACUAAUGAUGGUUCCCUCUUAUAGUCCGAUGUGAUAAUUCUUGAUGUUAAAAGCUUUUCAAAGAAGGGAUGUCUCUUAUGAAAGAUGGUUUUGUCCGGGUUAGCUUCUAAAGCUGAUCUUAAGGUCCUGUUUCAGCCACGUCAUUUUUUGAAUUACUUUAUUUACAAAAACAAUGGCCCUGAUUAUCAACAUGAUGGAAAGAUCUCACAACUUGAGAAUGUGUAGAUUCAUUUCACUUCCAUUUUAAGAGUAACAGUAUCAUAACAAUAAAUGUGAAAUGAUCAUACCAAAUACACUUAAGAACACUCAUAUGUUCAAGCGAUUGGAAGCUAUAAUUAAGAUUUUACAAAGUUGAGGAUGGAAUGACUAUCGAAAUAUAGCUUUGACAUCCAUUUUUUGUAUGCUAUUCAAUCAAAAAGGGGUAGAUGCAUGAUUGGAAAUAAUGCGUUUUGGAGUAUUGCUUGCUUCCUAUGGUGAAAUCAGCAUUAAUUGGGUUUUUUGUUUAUCAAAUGGAAUAUGUUGUUGGAGAAGCUUUUAAGACUUAUAUUCCUGAAGAUUUUGGUUAAAAGAAAAGGUUUAAAACUAAACCCCAUUUCAAUGAUGUACUAUGUGAGGCAUUGCAAACAAGUACCCUUUUAUCGUUUUAAUCAAAAUGGUAUUAAGGUGGGAUGCUAUGAUAAUUGAAAGUUUAUUAUAGCAUCCCACUUUCAUUUCUUAUUACAACAUUGUAUAUUUUUUAAAGAACAAUGCCUGAAUGAGAAAACAUUGAAAGUAGAAUUUUGUAAUAGAAAGAUAUGAAAGUACGAUGUUGGAG